Molecule: messenger RNA, 1684 nt
Organism: Pogona vitticeps (central bearded dragon)
Lineage: Eukaryota; Metazoa; Chordata; Lepidosauria; Squamata; Agamidae
Gene: TRABD2B
Product: TraB domain containing 2B
Biological process (GO): negative regulation of Wnt signaling pathway
Cellular component (GO): organelle membrane; plasma membrane
Molecular function (GO): Wnt-protein binding; metalloendopeptidase activity
Source: RefSeq, a predicted model, not a curated record
UCCCCCGGGAGGACCAGGAUGAUGCAGCCCCACCUGGCGCUGAUGUGCUUGGUGGUAGUCGGGGGGGUCCUGCCGGCGUCGGCUCGCCCAGAGCCCAGGAGGCGGCAGCAGAUGGACCCCGGGCGGUGUGAGCUGCCCCGAUCGCAAAGAGACCUAAACUCUUUCCUCUGGACAAUCCAAAGGGACCCCCCUGCCUAUCUCUUUGGCACCAUCCAUGUUCCUUACACACAUGUGUGGGAUUUUGUCCCUGAGAAUUCCAAGGCUGCUUUCCAAGCCAGUUCCAAUGUCUAUUUCGAGCUAGACCUCACUGACCCCUACACCAUCUCAGGCCUGGCCAGCUGUCAGCUGCUGCCUCAUGGGGAGAACUUGCAAGAUGUGCUUCCUCGGGAUCUUUACCACCGUCUCAAGCGCCACCUUGAGUAUGUCAAGUUGAUGCUCCCUCACUGGAUGACCCCAGAUCAGCAGGGCAAAGGUCUCUACGCUGAUUACCUCUUCAAUGCUAUUGCUGGAAACUGGGAGCGCAAGCGGCCUGUUUGGGUGAUGAUGAUGAUCAACUCCUUGACUGAGACAGACAUCCGUUCUCGUGGAGUGCCAGUGCUGGACCUCUACUUGGCUCAGGAAGCAGAGCGGAUGAAGAAAAUGACAGGAGCUGUGGAGAGGGUGGAAGAGCAAUGCCAUCCGUUGAAUGGGCUGAACUUCUCCCAGGUGGUGUUUGCUUUGAACCAAACACUACUCCAACAUGAAAGUCUCCGAGCUGGCAGUCUGCAGGCCCCCUACAUCACUGAAGACCUCAUCAAGCAUUACAACUGUGGAGAUCUCAAUGCUGUUAUAUUCAACCACGAUACUUCACAGCUCCCUAAUUUCAUCAACACAACUCUUCCUCCACAUGAGCAAGUUACAGCACAAGAGAUUGACAGCUACUUCCGUCAGGAACUCAUCUAUAAGAGGAAUGAGAGGAUGGGGAAAAGAGUCAUGGCCCUCUUAAAAGAGAACACAGACAAGAGUUUCUUCUUUGCAUUUGGAGCAGGUCACUUCCUGGGCAACAACACUGUUAUUGAUGUGUUGAGACAUGCUGGGUUUGAAGUGGAACAUAUACCUGCAGGACAAACAGUAGAGAAUUCUAGGACAAACAUCAAUCCGCCUUCAAGAGGCUUUUCCACAACAGAUACACCUGCUAUGAAUUUUUUUGAACAUGUGCAACCAUCUUCAUCAUCAAUGCCUCCUCCUUCCAGUGAGGAAGACAGCCUUCCCCCUCACCUUCUACUGCCAGACAGUAUCAGUCAACUGGAGGAGUUUGGACGGCAAAAGAAGUGGCACAAGAGACAGUAUAAAAACCAUCGUCAAAGACAGUUUAAUGAUCUUUGGGUCCGGAUAGAAGAUGGCACAACCACCAUGCCUUCUCACAUCAGGAUAACGAAUGGCUACAUCUCAGUUAACCCAUCCAUUUGGUUUACAAAUCAGCUGGACCAGCAGCCGCAUCCAGACCUUGCAUUUCACCGUCAUCUCAAAAGCUCAGACAUUAGCAGUACCAUAGCAUCACCUGUAACUAUUUCAGUCUGUGCAACAAUGGUUUCUUUCCUCUUGCAUCUAUUGAUUUCCUCUUGACAAAACAAGGUACCUUAAGUGCAAUAUCCAGGAAAAAGGAUAGUUUUCCAUCAAUCACCUUGCACCUGGAACCUUCCAA